GUGUACUGUUUCACGUCAGUUUGGGAUGUGAGAGAAAUAUGGCUGCUUCCUUGGUUAGGUGGUUGAGGGGAUUGUAUGUUUUGUUCUUGAUAUGUCUCCUCUGUGCUUCUGCUUUCCUGAAUUUAGAGGAAUUAAACGAAAUGAAAUAUGGAAUCCAGAUUCUGCCCGACCCCGUUAUUAUGGGGCAGAUGGAGGAUGUGAUGUUGGUUUCCAAUAAGUACAAGCAGCUUUAUGAGUGUCGUUUGCCUGCCCAGGCAGUGCGCUUCCACCAGGACCCAGUGCCGGAAGCUGACUCUCAGGGCUACAGUGGACCGGGGGUCCCUGAGCUCUUGAAGCCUAUGCAGACUGCACCCUGCCUGGUCAAGACCAAAGACUGGUGGACGUAUGAGUUCUGCUAUGGCCAGCACAUUAGACAGUACCAUUUGGAAGAUUCAGAGAUCAAGGGUGAUGUUCUUUUUCUGGGUUAUUUUGAGUCUGAGUUUGACUGGACCAAUGAAACUGCUAAGGCCACUAAGCAACAUAAGCUGAAGAGAUAUCACAGUCAGUUUUAUGUCAAUGGCUCUAAGUGUGACCUGAACGGAAGCCCUAGAGAGUCAGAAGUCAGGUUUGUAUGUGAGGAGGGUUCGAGUGACUUUAUAACUCGAGUGGAUGAGCCUCAGUCCUGCCGCUAUGUUCUCACUGUGCACACAUCUCGCACGUGCCAGCACCCACUCCUUCGCCCACCUUCGUCUGCCAAGCCCCAGGGCAUUGUGUGUCAGCCUGCCCUCAGUGCUCAGCAGUACAUGGACUAUGUCAAAGCUCAAGUCUCUGACACUAAACGUAAAGUAGAGCAGAUCUCUGAGGAGCUAAGGACCCUGGAUCAAAUUCUGUCCAAAGAUGAAGACAGUGAAGGCUCAGGAAAUGACAAAAUGGAUGAAGAGUCUGUAACACCCAGUGAUGAGUCUUUUUCAGAGGACCAAGAUGCUGUAGUGGCAGAGGGUGAGUUAACAGCUGAGGAUGCAGAGGAUAGAGAUUUCUGGGAGGGUGUCACCAAACCUGACAGUACAGACCCACAGACUUCAGAGGCACAGGAAUCUGAUGAUGCUCAGGAUAACCAGCCAGAGGACAAUGACAUAUUUGGGGAAGAAAAGUUUAAUUUUAAAAUAAUCACUGACCCUGCUGACUUGAUGAAGUUUGUACAGCACCUUAGGGAGAGCAACAGAAAAAAGGCACAAUUUAAGAAUGAAAAAAGUCAGCCUUCUUCACAGAAGAGAGAAACAGAGGAGGGAAAGAGGGAAGAAAAGGAAGAUGCUGAAGAGGAGGGAGAUGAAGAUGAACAGCUGCUUAAGGAGUUUGAGGAAGAAAUGGCUGAUCUCUCUGUGCCUCCUUCCAAGAUAGAGGAGAUUAAAGAAGAGAUGCAGAAGGAGUUUGAUAACAUCAUAGAAGAGGCUCAACAGGAGUUAGAGACUGAAGGCCUUAAAGGGGAGUUUGAUCGCUCUCAGGCAACUCAGACUCUGGAAAACACGUUGGGCAAACUGCUGGACCGUCUUGAGGAUAAGACUGGACAAGACACUGAAUCAGAUACAGAGACGAACACAGAAGUAAAAAAAUCCACACACACUCCACCUGAGACGGAGGAGCAGGGUGGCAGCCCUAGUCUUGUCCCCAAAACCCCAGCGCGGGAGCAUGGCAGUGGGGAGCAGGUAAAAAUCAGGGUAACUAAAUAUAAGAUAGGUGGAGACGUGGCUGCGGGAGCAGUUGCCGGGGGCGAUGGUCAUGAGGGAGGUGUGAAGGUGCGAGAGCUGGGCGAAAAUGACCCCCAAUGGCAGCAGAUUCAGGAAGUGGUCAAAGAACAGCUAGAAAGAGCUGGCAUCAAGGCCGAAGGCAAGAUUGAAGUAAAGAUUUUAACACGUAAAACAGCAGAGGAAGCUGGAGACCAGUGGCUAAGUGAGGAGGAUACCAAAUCUUUCAGAGAACUACUCAUCAAUCUACUGACUGGAGGGACGGAAGAAGUAUACAAAGAGCAAAAGAGGCAGCAGGAGUUGGAAAACAACUAUAGAUUUGUUUGGGGAGAGAAACAGGACCAGAGUCAGUCUGCAGGUGGCGAUUCAGAUGAUCUGGACUUCUGAAAUGUUUUCCCCAGUUUUUUUGCUUUUUCACAUCUCAGAGAGGUAGAGGACAUAAACUGUACAUUGGAAUACAAAAGAGGACUUUGAACUCUUUAGCAGCUGUUACAGCCCUCGCUCGGACUGCAGAGUUUCACAAACACUGUGUUUGUCCUUUUUUUCAUGUUGUAAGAGUUUGGGUGUAAGGGGCUUAAGAAACUAUGCUGUGACUGACUGAGUCAUGUGAAACCUGAGAGGGAUAUUAAAUCUGUAACACAGGCCUCUCCAGUCUAGAAGAAUGAAUCUUCAUAUUCACAGCACCUGUGAACAACGUGAAUGUUUUUUGUUUUUUUCCCCUCCUCAAACACACUGAAUGUUUGAUGCAGAUGUCACUGUUAUGUAACAGUAAUCCCUCUCUGCGGUUUCUUGCAGAUGUUGCCUACUUCCUAAGCCCAUGCUAUGCUAUUUACAUUUGUAUGUGUGAGUGUCUGUGUGGCUUAGAUGUGGUGAUGUAAAGGAUUCUGGACUGUUAGUAAUAGUAAUGUCUAUCUUGAGAGUGACUUUGCUUUAGGAAUGGAUCUGCUAAUGACAGCUACUCAUUCAUGCAGUUAACAGUCUCCUUAGUUUUACUUAUUAUUAAUAGAUCGGUCACAGGCACCUCAUGAAUAAGAAAUUAUGUUCUGAAUCCAUUGCUAAUGGUAAGGUUUACUGUAAGCGAACGUACACUUUCAGAAAUCAUUAGUUUGUUGCACUUUAAAUGAAUAAGCACUGUUUGGAAUAUUAAUCUUGGCAACGCCGAACAAUCAAGACGGACAUAUGAUCAUGUAGAUGACUGGUUCAGAAUAGUGUAAUGUUGGGAUAUGCAUAUGAUUGGAAUCUGUUCCCUGAGCUCCAACCCAUUUUAGGCUGCUUAAAUAUAGACAUGGCGCUAUGAUCCGUUCAUUUCUAGCAUUGUUUGGCAGUCAUGGUAGUUGAAAUCGAGCAUGUUAAGCUCAGUGCAAUAUUGGCCUUUUUCAACUUCAAUGAAAUUGUACAAUUUACCACUGCACUUUUAGAUCGUAAAUCUUCACAAUUUUGAGCUUUAAAACAGUCUUAUUAAAGAUUCUCUGUUGUAUGAUCUUCAGACAACCUGGUGCAAGAAAAUGCUGAGCUACUAGACCUGGCUAGGCAGGCUUCUCUUCACACAUACUGUAUCUGGACAGACUUGUCACACAGUCUCCACAAAAGAUAUGACUGCCAUGAAUGUGUGAUAUUUAUUUUUUAUUUUCUAAAUGUCUGUUCUCUACACAGUCCCAGCAGACAAGGGCUCUCUUCAUGUAAACUUUGUGAAUAGCUCUUUGGUAGUUUGUACAUAUGUAAUUUUGCUGGAGUGUCUGAAUUGCUUGCCCUUAAUGGGAUUGUGCAUAAUAUGAGUAAAGCUAUAUCCAAGCACACUUAUUCUCUCAAAGUGGGGCUGAUGUGAUUUGAUUGGGAAAGUUUUAUUAAAGAUACGCUCUGGUUUUGGAGUGAGAAACUGAUUAGAUGGGGGUUUGUAAAGAAAGUUAAAGGCUCCUUUGAGGCAUGGAGUGAGUUAUAAAGCCACCAAUCAAUAGUCAAUGAUCUGUGGACAGAAAUAAAUAAAUGAACUAAUGAAUUGAUAAAUAGGUUCAUGAUGGGCUAGAAAAGCCAUUUGAAAAAAAUAAGUAUUUAGAAAUCCAAAUCUAAUGUCUGAGAAUCGCAGUGUAGCUUUUGAAAUCGGAUACAUUUGUGAAUGUUAUUAGUGGUUAAGGUCUGUUCAUCUUUGCUGUUCAUCAAAGAUAAUUGCAAAUUCAAUAUCUUGUAGUGAAAAAAGCAGAAGAUAGACUAAAACAUCCAGUUGUUAAUUAAAUCACAAACAUAAAGAGAAGCAAGUUUGUAGUUAUGAGUGUUAUCACCUUUUGUGACCAUUAAAGGGGAAUUCCAGAUUUUUCAAAAUAUCUGCAUAAUUAAAGGGUUAUGAUGUAAACAUCUUUCAGAGUUGUUUAAUGUAAAGCCAGGCCCCAGGUUUUUAGGCCUCUCCCAGUUGGAGCGAUAGGAGCUUGUCUGUUGUACAGAAACUUCCUAUCUUUUUGUCUUAAGAUCUCACAGAUCAAGAUAAGAUUUUUCACAAAUUCGUAUCACAGAAACAAAUCUUGUCUUGGUUCAGGACUGUGUCUUGUUUUACUUAUUUACUUGUAUUUUACUUUUUAUCUCACGUUAGGAAAACCUAUACUACUCAGUCAACUGCCAUGUCUGUUGCUAAGCAUCCGACUAUAAAAGUGCACAGAUGAAACAUAAGCACAUAAUCAAAUAAUGUUAAAAUGUUACUGUUACAGUUGCUAUUACUGAUGUAAAAGGGCCAAAACAAAACUACAGUGCAAGAAACUGGAUAUGAUGAAUACUGUGACAGCACCCCCUGCUGCUCAUUGCUGCUCCCCUGAUUCAGUUUCCAUUUUCCAGAGCAUUUAACUGGCCUGUGAGCUGUGCUACUUUAUUCCUAAUCAACAUUCACCACCAUUUCUGUGAAUUUUUAAAAUCUAUUUUAUGUGCUGCAUCUUAACCCACUCAUUUUGCACUCGCUCAGGAGCACCCUCUAGCGUUUGAGAAACCCAGAAGAUAUUACGCAGUGUUAAUUCUCUUCACUACAUGUUCUCUGGAACAUUACAGCUAACAUUGUGAAAAGGUCAGAACAAAACUAAAGGGCAAUGAACUGAAGAUUGAGAAUAUUGUAACAGCACCCUCUGCUGUUUAUCAGAGCGUUGCUGCUCUACAGUGUCCAUUUCCCAAUAGCUUUAUUUGACUGUGCUAGCAUUAUUCCUCCAAAUAAACAGCUACCAGCAACUCUUCUCAUUA
Pygocentrus nattereri (red-bellied piranha) is the source of this 4934-nucleotide messenger RNA. RefSeq names its product OS9 endoplasmic reticulum lectin (gene os9). Gene Ontology annotation, cellular component: endoplasmic reticulum lumen. The record is from RefSeq and is a predicted model, not a curated record. NCBI's taxonomy places the organism in Eukaryota, Metazoa, Chordata, Actinopteri, Characiformes, Serrasalmidae. Gene Ontology annotation, biological process: retrograde protein transport, ER to cytosol; endoplasmic reticulum unfolded protein response. Bases 39 to 2108 code for a protein of 689 amino acids. The transcript is spliced from 15 exons.